UUAUAACGCUGAGCGCGAGCCGCGAAGCGACCAGUGCCCCCUACACGGACGGAGCGCAGCGCGGCGAGACUCCUUAGCACUUCAGAAUGUCAUUGGCUGGAAGGAAGUUCCUGGUGCUACUGACAGUCACAAUCGCCGCACGCGGUCAGACUCCGCGCGCGUUCGCCGUAGAGACGCACAACCUUCUGGGGUCCCUACCAGCGCUGGUGGGACAAGAUGGCCUCGGGGAAGGAGGGCAGGCGGAUGCAGGCCUGGACCUGGACCUGGACCGCAGAGAGACUGAGCGCCAGGCGUUGGCCGACCUCCUGCUGCGCCUUCCUGAGCCGUCGGUGCAGCGCAAACGACGACGACGUCACGAGGACGAGCAGCGGAGCGCCGGCUCUGCCCCUGGGGUCUCGAGAGACGCGGGACCCUACGCCGAGGAUUCGCGCCUCGAGGACAGUUCUGCGGGCCGCGGAGUGAUGAUGCCGUCAAGGCUGUUCGGGCGGAGGGGAAAGGAGGAGAACGAGAGCCCCGCCUUCGGUGAAAGGGGCUUCAAGAGGGCCACAGUCGGUGCAGCCGGGCGCAGGGCCUUCGGCACUUGGGGAGGAAAGCGGGCCGCAGAAUUCCACAGUUGGGGUGGAAAGACGAGCAGCGAGGAGCAGUCAGCCCUCGCCGUCGUGAGCAGCAAAAGACGACGUCCUGCCUUCAACCACUGGGGAGGAAAGAGAGACUCGGCUUCUAACGCUUUGGCCGACAAGAGAGAUAUUUUCGGGUUGAGCGUCAGCGAUGAACCGUCGCUUCGUACGUGGGGCAGUAACUCUGCACCGCCUUUCAGUGAACCGAGCCCCCAAAAAGACGCAGUCCUCCGCAGUUUGUGCAACGAGCAUCCAGCAUUCAGUAUUUUAAGUAGUAAUUACGAACCAAAGCCUGCGCUCAUCGCCUUGGGCUGCAAGAGAGCCUUUGCUAGCUGGGGCGGGAAGAGAGAAGCCAGGGGCCCUCCGCCGUCUGCCUGGGGAUCGAAGGGGAGCUCUGACGGCGACGCGCGCGACACCAGAAGUUUCUUGAGCUGGGGGGGAAAGCGGAAUUUCAUCGCGGGUGGAAUGAAGGAGGGAGCAGAGGAGUUGGGCAAGAGGAGGUUUUCAAGCUGGGGGGGUAAAAGGGGCACGAUGCGUACUGGGGAAAUCGGACCAGGAGACGAGGGAGAACAAUCCUCGGCAAGAAUUUCAUCACCAGAAGGAUAUCGACAGCUUCUUGAAGGGUUUGGCAGAAAAAUGGGACUACCGCAUGAAUACAAUGAAAUCGCGGAGGACCCUGAGGAGAUCGAAGCAGGAGAGAACACUCAGAGGUCAGAGCCACAUGAGGAAUUUCAACAGCAGCUGGGCGGACAGAGUGCAAUCACGAAGCGCUCAGAGGCAAAGGCCAGAGUAGGCAAAUCGCUGUUCCGUCCCUGGGGUGGCAAGCGCGACCACGUGCUGCCCCCACCCCCGUUCUCGCCCCCCGCAUUGGGCGGCUUUCGACUGCUUUCGGACUUGUUCAAGGAAGAAGGGCACGCGCGAAGCAAGACGCCGGGUUCGAGGGAGUGGGGGCCGUCGCCAGCUGGCGAGGUGAAAGAUCGGAUAUAAUUGCACGGCCUCAGGGUAAUGGAAGGAAGUUUCGAAGAAGAGCUGAUUUUCAUUCCUGGGACGGAAAGUAAGAGCUGGACAGCUGAUACCAAUCUACCUAAGACGGCUAAGUAUUCCUUUACGUGAGAUGUAUCUCGUGGCACCGUUGAUCUUUUAUCUUUCCUUACAACAUCGUGCUGUAGAGAACAAACCAUAAAAGUAAUAAACCAUUAUCCAGACUUUGUUUCAUAAAAUGCAAUGGACCCAAUUUCCCCUUAUUUUACAAAAAAAAAACAAAUUCACAGUAAAUAUAUAACCUGAUAAUGCAAACUGUACAUAAGCAUUGUGAGUACAUGGAAGCAAGCUUUCAAUUAUAACCUAAUGGCAACUUGCCAAUACGAUGUGUGAUAUUCAUUAGCGUGUUUUUCGCUAAUUUAUAAUAAAGGAUAUUGCCUACGUG
This is a messenger RNA of Zootermopsis nevadensis, 2043 nucleotides long. RefSeq lists its product as uncharacterized. The record is from RefSeq and is a predicted model, not a curated record. Lineage: Eukaryota; Metazoa; Arthropoda; Insecta; Blattodea; Termopsidae.